CAACUUUGACAUUGACUUUUGUUGACGUGGCAACCACGUAGAUGCCACAUCAUUGACACCUCAUUAUUUUAAUUCAAAAUUAAAUACAAACUAAAAGAAAUAAAUUGAAAAUAAAAAAUAAAAUAAAAUAAUAUCCUCUCAUCUUCCCCCCUCCCCCCCCCCCCCCCGACCGUCGCAUCCCCUCACCUCUUUCUCGCCUGCGAUACUCCCUCCUGCUCAUGAGUGCUUCUCUGCUCCGCCGCCAUUCACGCACCAAAACCCCAGUGCUCUCGCCUGCAGCGGAUUCGCCCUCCGCCGCUUGCCCACCUCACCAAUCGUCCCCCUCAAGCCCUCAACAACCCUUCCUCUUCCGAUGUCCCUCCCCAGCCGUUCAAUCCCUCGACCGCCGCCCAAGGCUUCCUCCACCGCCCUCCCGCUCCCUCCUUUCCCCUAAUUGAAGACCAAACACAUUUUUCAUCUCAGUUUCCCAUUCUUGCCACACUGUAUGGUGAGGACAUCCUUCGAUUUGGAGCUAGAUGAAGCAGAACAAUAAGUGGAUCUGGAAGGUGAGGAGGAAGACGACGAAGCUCCGAUUCUGAUACAACAAGUGGAACAGUUUCCAUGGCCGAAAGAAGCAGUAGGCAGAGAUGGGAGAGGAGAGAGGGACGAUGAUGAACAAUAGUGGAACAGAGUCGCCCCUUCAGUUCUCUCUCUCUCUGGCUCCUCUUCAAUCUUCGACCUCAAAUCCUCUGCCGCAGUUGUUGCGGAAUCCCUCGUCUGCAAUUAUCCUCCGAUUUCUUCUCCCGACCUCUCCUCCUUCUACGCACAGGUUAUUCAGCUACUGCUCCUCCGAUUUCUUCCGAUUUGAAAUUAGAUCUGCUGCGUGUGGGAUAAUCCGAUUUCUUCGAUCACAACAUAAUGCCGAGAUGAGUGAAGUGUUGAUUUUUCGGAAUCAAAACUGAUGUGGGUUGGAUCUGUCCAAUUUUUUUGAUCACUUCGAGAACUAGGGACGUCGAGGAAGGAAGGGAUGGUGGUGGGUGGUGGACGUCGGCGGCUAGGGUCGAGGAAGGAAGGGAUGGUGGUGGGUGGUCUUUGGGUGACAUGCCGACAGAAAGAAGGAAAAUUUAUUUUGUUUAUGUUUUUUUUUUAAUUUAAAACUCCACGUCAACGCUGACUGGAUUUUCUGUUAAAUACUAAUGGUCAACAUUGGUCAACUCUAACGGAAAAAUAGUUUAGGACACAAAUGUCAUAUCGAAUACUUUAGGACACAAAUGACACAAAGUUAAUAGUUCGGGUUUCCCAAUGGUAUUAGCCCUUAUUUAUAUAUAAAUCUAGGUGUAUUGAGAAUUUGGGAUUGUCUUUGAGAUGUCAUGUAUAUAUGCAUAAUUUAUUAGGUGUCAAUAGCUCUCCAACAUAUCUUGUCAAAACCGGCUUAACCCGGUUGAACCCCGAUCCAACUAUUAAACCACAAACCCCUUAUCAAACCGGCCGAAUGACUUAACCCGGUUUGACAACCUUGGUCGACCCUAAAGGCUAGAAGUGUGGUGUUAGUAUUGGAGGUAUAUAGGUACAAUAGAAGAGUAUUGCCAAAGUCUAUGUUGAAGUGUGAUGUCAUGUAUAUAUGCAUAAUUUAUUAGGUGUCAAUAGCUCUCCAACAUAUCUUGUCAAAACCGGCUUAACCCGGUUGAACCCCGAUCCGACUAUUAAACCACAAACCCCUUAUCAAACCGGCCGAAUGACUUAACCCGGUUUGACAACCUUGGUCGACCCUAAAGGCUAGAAGUGUGGUGUUAGUAUUGGAGGUAUAUAGGUACAAUAGAAGAGUAUUGCCAAAGUCUAUGUUGAAACAUAAUUAGAGAUCGUGACACAGUCAAGGGUGCAGUGUAAGAUUAGGAGGUUGCACAGGUGGUUAUUGUGAUUCCGAGGACGACCUUCGCAAAUGAGUAAUAUAAUCUUGUACGUGGUGUGAGGCCUUCGGAGUCAUCAUCAAUUCAACAUGUAAGGGGUGUCAUCCUAGAAGUCACAAAUGCUACAAACCAUGCCACUACCAAGAAUGAGUUAUGAGAAGCCAAUAUAAUGAAGAAUGUGGUGCCGCUACUAAACACACUCCAUCAUCAAGGUAGUUGAAGCGAAGUACGAGAAUCUAAUGCAACGACGAGACCAACCAUACGAGGAGGCAACAAUGGACAAUCUUGACAUGCCAGCCGCUCUAGGGAAAGGGGAAAGAGACAACUAAUGAUGAAAGUUACUUAUUUCAACUACGACGCCUCUCCUUUAAGAGUAGGAAGUGAAAACUAUGAAGUCAAAAGGUCGUGAAAUUUAGUAAAAGAAAAUACACACACAUUCUCUUUCAUUCUUAUCGCCAUAGUCACAAUUGAGACGGUAACAAAAAUUUGGACUAAAC
This is a messenger RNA of Linum trigynum, 2383 nucleotides long. The record is from the annotation of a GenBank genome assembly. Lineage: Eukaryota; Viridiplantae; Streptophyta; Magnoliopsida; Malpighiales; Linaceae.